UUUAAACUUCCCCUUUCUCCUCUCCUCUUUUUGCUAAACCACUUCCCCCUUCAAACUCUUAUACUCUUCAAAACAAAAGCUCUACAAACUUUCUCAGAGUUUAAUGAAGAGACCCUUAACUACUUGUACGUCUUCUUCUACAUCAUCUUCUACUUCUUCCUCGUGUAUCCUUCCGAACCAACCAGAGACUCAAAGGCCUAAACGAGCAAAAAGGGCUAAGAAAUCAUUUCCUCCUUGUGAUGUAAAACCACAGAAUCCGACCAGUCCGGCCUCUUCCCGACGCAGCUCUAUCUACAGAGGAGUCACUAGACAUAGAUGGACUGGGAGAUUUGAGGCUCAUCUAUGGGAUAAAAGCUCAUGGAAUUCAAUUCAGAACAAGAAAGGCAAACAAGUUUAUCUGGGAGCAUAUGACAGCGAGGAAGCAGCUGCACAUACGUACGAUCUAGCUGCUCUCAAGUACUGGGGUCCCGACACCAUUUUGAAUUUUCCGGUUGAGACGUACACGAAGGAGUUGGAUGAAAUGCAGAGAGGCACAAAGGAAGAGUAUUUGGCUUCUCUCCGCCGCCAGAGCAGUGGUUUCUCCAGAGGCGUCUCUAAAUAUCGUGGCGUCGCCAGGCAUCACCAUAAUGGAAGAUGGGAGGCUCGGAUUGGAAGAGUUUUCGGAAACAAGUAUUUGUACCUCGGCACCUAUAAUACGCAGGAGGAAGCUGCAGAAGCAUAUGAUAUGGCUGCGAUUGAGUAUAGAGGUGCUAACGCAGUUACCAAUUUCGACAUUAGUAAUUACAUGGACCGGUUAAAGAAGAAAGGCGUCGUCCCUUUCCGUGUGGACCAAGCUAACCAUCAAGAAGCUGUUCUUGCUGAAGCCAAACAAGAAGUCGAAGCGAAAGAAGAGCCUUCAGAAGAAGUGAAAGAGCACGUGCAAGAAGUGGAAGUUGGAUAUAAUGAAGAGGCUGCAGUGGCGGUCACUAAUGGCAUAGAUGCUUCAGGCAUUAUGGAGAUGGAACGUUCUUCAGACAGCAAUGAACUGGCUUGGAACUUCUGUAUGAUGGAUUCAGGGUUUGCUCCGUUUUUGACAGAUCAAAACCUCUCGAAUGAGAAUCCCAUUGAGUAUCCUGAGCUUUUCAACGAAAUGGGGUUUGAGGAUAACAUAGACUUCAUGUUUGAGGAAGCUAAGAACGAAUGCUUGAACUUAGAGAAUCUGGAUUGUUGUGAUGUUGUUGUGGUGGGAAGAGAUAGCCCAAGUUCAUUGUCGUCGUCUCCGUUGUCCUGCUUCUCAACUGACUCUGCUUCAUCAACAACAAUAACAACAACAGCCUCUGUUUCUUGUAACUAUUCUGUCUGAGGGAGAGCUUUGCAUUAUAGGUUGAGUUUUCUAUUUCUUUUUCUUCUUCUUCUUCUCCUUGUUGAGUUUGGUUAGGGUUUGUAUUUCAUUUCAGGGCUUACUCGUUGGUUCUGAGCAAUCAAUGUCUUGGCCUCUUUUUCUCCUCUUCUUUUCUUUAUGUUUUUAAGUUUAGAUGAUGCAUAUAUUUAUUAUAUGAACCCAUAAAACGGAAACAGAGGUAAAAGUGCUCACAGAUUGCAUAGCCAAGCCACAAAAUGGUAUCAU
This is a messenger RNA of Eruca vesicaria subsp. sativa (arugula), 1606 nucleotides long. The record is from the annotation of a GenBank genome assembly. NCBI's taxonomy places the organism in Eukaryota, Viridiplantae, Streptophyta, Magnoliopsida, Brassicales, Brassicaceae.